This is a messenger RNA of Lampris incognitus (smalleye Pacific opah), 1479 nucleotides long. It is a transcript of the gene angptl7, whose product is annotated as angiopoietin-like 7. Lineage: Eukaryota; Metazoa; Chordata; Actinopteri; Lampriformes; Lampridae. The record is from RefSeq and is a predicted model, not a curated record. The coding region runs from base 231 to 1253 and encodes 340 amino acids. The transcript has 5 exons.
CAGGCAGAGCAGGACUUCACUAAAGACAGAACACAGCCUUUGAGGACACUGGGCUAUAGGAGACUCCAAUUCUACUGGCUAGAGCUUCUCAGAAAGCUAAAUCAAACUUCACUUUCUUGGGAUCUCAAGAAUUGUGAAGAACUUUGACGAAGACAGACUUUUUUUCAAACACAGAAGAACAAGAAAAUUCUGUCUUGGCUGUGGAGGCUGAGAACUUUUUUCCAUACAGCAUGACAAAAGUAAAUUUGAGUUUAGUGAUUUUUGGGUUCAUGCUGCCUCUGUUGGCAGAGACCUGGGCACAGAACCCCAGAAAGAGGCUAGCUCCACCAAAACAAACCAAGGGUCAGUGUUGCGAUGAGGUGCGUUCUCUGAAGGUGCAAGUGGCCAAUCUGACCAGUCUCCUAGAGGAGCUGAGUCACAAACAGGAGACAGACCUGAUCAGUGUAGUGAGGCAAAUGAUGGCACUGGAUAAGCAAAACAGGCAGCAGGAGGCUCGUGUCACUGAGGCAGAAAGCAAGUACUCAGAGAUUAAUAACCGCAUGGAGAUCAUGCAGCUUCAAGGUGCUCAAUCCGUCACUCAGAGCUCAUCAGAUGCCAUCUAUGACUGUGCAUCACUGUACACCAGGAAUUACAAGAUCUCUGGAGAAUACAAGCUACCAAAAGAUGAGUUCCUUGGAACCCCUGAGCAUAAUGUGUUCUGUGAUAUGGAGACCAAUGGUGGUGGUUGGACUGUGAUACAGAGGCGAAAAGUGGGCUUGACAUCAUUUAGCCGUGACUGGAAGCAGUAUAAGAGUGGCUUUGGAACAAUACGCGGUGACUUCUGGUUGGGCAACGAUCACAUCUUCCGCUUAACACGGCAGCCCAGCAUGUUGAGGAUAGAGCUCGAGGACUGGGAGGGAGAGACCCGCUUUGCUGAGUACGGAUAUUUCACCAUGAAAAAUGAGCUGAAUAGCUACAAGCUUCUUAUUGCCAACUACAGUGGAAAUGCUGGAGAUUCCCUGCGCUACCACAACAACACCAACUUCAGCACCAACAAUAAGGAUAAUGACAAGUGUGUGGACGACUGUGCUUCAUUACGUAAAGGUGGAUACUGGUACAACUGCUGCACUGACUCCAACCUAAACGGUGUAUUCUACCGCUAUGGCAAGCACACCAAGAAUACAGAUGGAAUCACCUGGUAUGGUUGGCAUGGGCCUAACUACUCCCUGAAGAGAGUAGAGAUGAAGAUCCGACCACUUACUUUUACUCCAUAGGCACUUCAGUCAUAGGCUCUGGGUUCAGGUGAUCAUGCUAAUUCUGAUAAUGAUUUCUGGGAAAUGUCAUAUAUACUGAUGUCACAAAGUUAUAGCUUUCCCUUAAAUUGGAGGCAGUAAGCUCUCAUUACUUUCUGGAAAAGGUUCAGUGGGUUUAACAGGUAAUGUGUUUAACCAGGAUUGGAAUUCACUUUUAAUUGCUAUUAAAAUAUUAAUUUUCUUUAAA